GUUCCUCCAACAGCGCGAGAAAUGAAACGGUAAAUCCAGUAGCGCUCAGGCUGGAGGAAGGUACGAGGGGAUGAGCUCUGACCCGAGAGAAGUGAGAAAAAGUUCGACAGAUGGACACGUGUGAGUCUUGGAUUGUGCGUCGCACCUGUAAGAUAAUCGUGCUGGGAGACGCCGGUGUGGGAAAGACGAGCCUCACACACCUGUACUGCACUGGACAGUUCCCCGAAAAAACCGAUUCCACCAUCGGAGUGGACUUCCGAGAGAGAGUGGUGCAUGUCGGGGGAGAGAAGAUCAAGGUGCAGUUGUGGGACACGGCAGGUCAGGAGCGUUUUCGGAAAUGCAUGGUACAACACUACUACCGCAACGUCCACGCGGUCGUCUUUGUCUACGAUGUCACGAACGUGUCUUCGUUCCGCAGUCUGCCCCUCUGGAUGGAGGAGUGUCAGCAGCACUUGAUUAAAUUAGAUGUCCCCCGUGUGCUUGUGGCUAAUAAGACCGACUUGAUGACCAAGACCGCGGCCACAACCAUCGAACAAGCACGGCAUUUAGCUGAGGUCCACUCAAUGCCCUUCUACCUCUAUUCAACUAAAAAUGGUAACAGAGAGCAGGUAGAUGCCAUCUUCAACAAACUGGUACAGCAGAUAUGUAGACAGCGAGGGAAAGAGGCCGAGGCAGACAAGAGUUUUAAACUGACUCCAAAAGAGGAAGAGAAAAAGGAGAAAUGGAGCUGCAACUGCUGAUGGAGGGAUGACGGGUGAAAUGAGGACAUUCUGGCAGUAUUUAAUUCCAGACUUCCCCUGUAUUUCAGGAUUGUUUAUUUUACACAUUGUUGUUGAUUUCUCAAGACUCUGAAGUGUCUAACAUCUGUAAUCAAUCAGAGCAAAGAGAAAUGCACUAGCCCUGGACUAAAAACAAACACACAAAAAACAACAGUCUAGUCAAAACAGACAUUUUUUGCACAAUGAUAUCAGAUAAACAACAAGCAUUUCUAUUUGUAAUGUAGAAAUUAUACCUCUCACCUAGGUUCAAACUUCUAAUAUUUUAUAUAUAUAUAUAUAUAUAUAUGAGUUUGCUGCAGGGUGCAAGAGAUGCGCUUCAGGACUUGGGCAUAUUAUGGGCGAAGAUAUAUAAAGCUUGUAGGACAAAGAAAAGCUUUUAUUGCAUUUAUUGUAUUCAUUCAUCGUUAUUUAAAUGAGCAACAUUGUUAAAACAAACGUUCAUUCUCAAUGAUCAGCCCACACAUCACUUCCUCUUCAGUUGUUGCAUCUUUGUUUAUCCUCUAAUACACAGAAUCUACUGACAUGAUUUUAAACCUGUUUGAAUGACACUGAUGGUUUCUUCUGAUCUCAAAAGUUAUAAAUCUAAAGACUUCAAACUCAGGCUAUUAUAAAUAAUAAUGUUGAUAUUUAUAAUUAAUCAGGUUUACACAAUAGCACUUUUUUUUACAGAUGGGAAUGAUUUAUAAGUGCACAUAAAGAUCAGGAUGGCUCACUUUACUCUCAAGUGAAUUGCAUCGAAUGGCAGUUCUGAUGUUGUCAGUCGUAAAGAUUUGUUUUAGCAUGUGUUGAUCGAAAACCUGCAUCUGAUUGAAAAUUGUGUGAAAAAAAUGUCGGUCAAAAGAUGUGAUCCACAAUAAUCAAAGACGAAAUGACAAAUAUCUGCGUAUAAUGCUGGUGUGGUGAAGAUAUGAUAUCAGUGUCACCGACCUGUUCAACUCAUUUAGUUGUUUUCCUUUAUAUGAUUAGUCACUACCACAGUAUUAAUGGUGUACCAGGUUGUUUCUUACAGUACUUGCUUGCUACUAAUAUACCAGAUUUAUAUCGGGUGUAUAUUUAUAUGCAGAAUGACUGACUAAUUUGUUUUUCAUGAUUGUCACUCAAUCAUAGCCCAAGGAUCUUAACCUCAUCAUUUCAAUUUAAUCCAAUGGCCACUGUCAUUUUAUAUCUUGAAUAAACAGAAAUAAAUCAA
Molecule: messenger RNA, 1968 nt
Organism: Silurus meridionalis
Lineage: Eukaryota; Metazoa; Chordata; Actinopteri; Siluriformes; Siluridae
Gene: rab33bb
Product: ras-related protein Rab-33B
Exons: 2
Coding region: 111-740 (209 amino acids)
Cellular component (GO): Golgi apparatus; endosome
Molecular function (GO): GTP binding; GTPase activity
Source: RefSeq, a predicted model, not a curated record